AGCUAAGACGUAUCGUAUAUGUUAGAUCUAUAUUAUUGAAACGAAAAAUUAAAAAAGGACUUAGUCCCGAUGAGAUUAAUAAGCUUUAUGGUGUUUAUUUAUCAUAUAGAAAAAGCUAUGAAGGACAAAUGGUAAAAAACCCUGAGACGCAAGAAGAGUAUGCUAUAGCCUGCGAUGAAUUUUAUGCUUUAUUUAGGGAAAAUUACUCACAAUAUAUUGGAAUAAUUGAUCCAGCCAAAUGUACUCCACCAUAUGAGAAAUAUGUUUAUUGUUCUCCUAGUAGCUGGAUAGAAGCUAAGAAACAACAGUUAAGACGACGGUUAGAUAAGGUAUUAUACGGACAUAAACCCAAUUUCUCAGGAAGAGAAUUUCAGUUUAAUUUGCUAUCUACUAUUAACUAUUAUCAUACGACCGACAACUAUAUCAAGAUGAUCUAUCCGAUGAAAAAUGCAAGAAUAAAAUAA
Funneliformis mosseae is the source of this 464-nucleotide messenger RNA. The record is from the annotation of a GenBank genome assembly. NCBI's taxonomy places the organism in Eukaryota, Fungi, Glomeromycota, Glomeromycetes, Glomerales, Glomeraceae.